Messenger RNA from Zingiber officinale, 1032 nucleotides. RefSeq names its product protein G1-like7. The transcript has a single exon. Gene Ontology annotation, biological process: mRNA transcription; response to light stimulus. The record is from RefSeq and is a predicted model, not a curated record. Bases 223 to 828 code for a protein of 201 amino acids. Gene Ontology annotation, cellular component: nucleus. NCBI's taxonomy places the organism in Eukaryota, Viridiplantae, Streptophyta, Magnoliopsida, Zingiberales, Zingiberaceae.
GUCGGUCUCACAGACCUCACGUCGCCACCCGGCGUGGGCCCGCGUCUCGAUUACCCUCUAUACGCGUCGCCCUUCCGACGCCGCUUGGCGACCCACUUUUUCUACCUCCCUCCGCUCCGCUCUGCGCCUCGGCCGAGAACAGAGAUCGCGCGGGAGUGGAGCAGUCUGUUGAUCGGCGGCGGUGAGGAGGCGGGAAUCCGAUAGAUAGCGUUGCGAUCGUGCAUGGAGUCCGGAGAAGGCGGCGGUUCGUCCUCUUCGCCGGCAGCCGACAAGACUGCCCCGCCGCCGCCUCCGCCGCCGCCGCUGAGUCGGUACGAGUCGCAGAAGCGGCGGGACUGGAACACGUUCUUGCAGUACUUGAGGAACCACAAGCCGCCGCUGACGCUGGCGCGGUGCAGCGGCGCGCACGUGAUCGAGUUCCUCAAGUACCUGGACCAGUUCGGGAAGACGAAGGUGCACGAGGCCGGGUGCGCCUUCUUCGGCCAGCCGAACCCGCCGGCCUCCUGCGCCUGCCUCUUCCGCCAGGCCUGGGGCUCCCUCGACGCCCUCAUCGGCCGCCUCCGCGCCGCCUUCGAGGAGAACGGCGGACUCCCGGACUCCAACCCCUUCGCCGCCCGCCCCGUCCGCAUCUACCUCCGCGAGGUCCGCGAGAACCAAGCCAAAGCCCGCGGCAUCCCCUACGAAAAGAAGAAACGCAAACGCACCGCCGCCGCCGCCGCUGCCGUCGCAGGGGAAUCCUCUUCCAACCCGCCGCCGCCGCCGCCUGCAACUGCUGCCUCCUCGUCGGCGCCGGAUCCUCCCGCCGGUAGUUCGCCGUCCGUCUCAUAAUUAUGCAUUAAAAACUAACGAUCUUAACAAUCACUUCAUGAUCAAUUACUUCCUCCUCCUCCUCCAACUUUGAAAAACAAACAAAAAAGAAAGAAGAAAAGAAAAAAAAAAUGUAAUUUUGAUGGUGCCGGGCAGCAAGAACUGACAUGAGAUUCCAGUCUUCGCCCUAUUCAUAGUACGAACACGCUUUAAUUUCCUUGUUUA